Ascoidea rubescens DSM 1968 is the source of this 846-nucleotide messenger RNA. RefSeq names its product Pin3p (gene PIN3). Gene Ontology annotation, molecular function: protein binding. The transcript is spliced from 3 exons. Gene Ontology annotation, biological process: protein transport to vacuole involved in ubiquitin-dependent protein catabolic process via the multivesicular body sorting pathway. The record is from RefSeq and is a predicted model, not a curated record. Gene Ontology annotation, cellular component: ESCRT-0 complex. Lineage: Eukaryota; Fungi; Ascomycota; Saccharomycetes; Ascoideales; Ascoideaceae. Bases 1 to 846 code for a protein of 281 amino acids.
AUGUCGUCUGCUAUCUACAACCGUUCCUUGACAACCAUCAAGACCGAGCUAGAGUUCCUUCAGGAGUCUGGCAUCAUUACCCAGAGGCUCUACGACCAUUUCAUCAAAACCUUGCCUGAUCGUUACAAAGUUGGCAUGUCUGCUGCUGACUAUGCAGACUAUGUUCCAGCUGGAAUCUCUGCAUUCUCACUCAAUGACAACACUAACAAUCCUACAUCUAACACUACUCCUAAUACGACAACUACCCCAAUACCUGAAAUCUAUACCUCAAAUUCUCCCUUAGAUUAUUGUGAAGCUCUUUAUGACUACUCACCACAGGAACCUUCUGAUAUUGAUUUGAAAGCAGGUGACAUCAUUCAAAUCUCUGACUUUGUUUCCAACGACUGGUGGAAGGGUAAAAACAUCACUAAGAACAAUGAUAAACUUGGUAUGUUCCCAUCAAACUACGUUAAAAGAAUACCUCCACCUGCACACCUACAACCCCAAAACCAGCAACAAUCUCGUUACCACCAACCUGAACCUCUUUCAAUUUCUGAAAAAUUCCCUGAUAACAGAACCAGCACUCAACAACAACCUCCCUCUUAUUCUUAUCCAUCUCCACCUUACCCCCCUGUUCAAGCCCAACCCCAGUCUCAACAACCAUACUAUCCUCAACAACAACCUCUUGCUCCUGUUGUCUAUGGUCAACCACAAAAUGGUGCAGUAGUUGUCGAUCAACAACAACAAGAACAGACUGAUAAACCUGUUCCUGAAUCUGUUAAAAAAUUCGGUUCCAAAUUAGGUAACGCUGCUAUUUUUGGUGCUGGUGCAACCAUAGGUAGCAAUCUUGUUAACUCGAUUUUUUAA